This is a messenger RNA of Phytophthora nicotianae INRA-310, 576 nucleotides long. RefSeq lists its product as hypothetical. NCBI's taxonomy places the organism in Eukaryota, Oomycota, Peronosporomycetes, Peronosporales, Peronosporaceae. The record is from RefSeq and is a predicted model, not a curated record. The transcript has a single exon. The coding region runs from base 1 to 576 and encodes 191 amino acids.
AUGAAUGAGUUCUACAACGUUUGCGUAAAGUGUGAAGCCUGGUUUGACGAUAUGACGUGGCUUCUAUCUAUUAAGUGGGUGAACAUGCUAGAUACACCGGAGCUAUUUGAUGAAGAGACAGACUCAGAUCAGUUGCUUCCUUCAGAGGCGGGGGCAAAAUACGAAGAACUGGCCAAGGGCACUACAAAUAUUCUACGCGGUACCUGUCUGGCCUCUGAAUUCAGACUAACUAGUGGUGAAUGCUCGAUCAAGGUGGAUAAUAUGGUGGGGAGUUUGGCUCGGGAUAGAAUGCUGAACGACCUCAUCAUUAAUUUCUGCAUUCGCUACAUCUGCAGUACGCUGGGUGACUGCUACGCUAUGAGUUCGUUCGCACCAACUAUGGGAUGGCCCAACCCACCAAAGACACGGAUAUCGACAUUUCACUAUGUUGUUCUACCUGUUCAUCUGAGUGGUUUCACUGGAGAAUUAUCAUCACUAGACUUGCUUAUAAGCAAGAACAGCCUUGCAUCACGCCAUAUUACAACAACCCGUUGUGCGGCAAAGACUAUCGACCUACAAUGGAAGUUAUUUAUCUGA